AUGUAUUCUGCUCAAUUCUGUAUUACUUGCCUCUUUUUCAUAUUCUUCUACUAUUUCUUUUUACCUAAGUAUACUUAUAUACUUCUUCUUCUCCUCUUCCUUGGCAUUCUUCUUCUUCUUCUUCUUCUUCUUCUUCUUCUACUGCUACUAUUACUACUACUGCUACUACAACUACUUCUUAAUCUUGACGCUGUUCUCAUCUUAUUCUACUGUCAUUUCACUUCUUACCGUCUUCUUUUUCUUAAUCUUGACACGUCGUUCUACUUUUGUUCUUCUUUUCUUAUUGAAUUCUUCCUUUGCAAAUAUAAAUAUUUCCUUCUUUUACUUCCUAAUUCAAUCUUCAUUACGUCAUCUAAAUCUUGUCCCGUCUUCUCUUUCUUCUUCUCACGUCACUCCUCUUUAUUUCUUCGUUUCUUAUUUCACUCCUUCAUAAUACUUUCUCUUUGUCUUCAUCUUCAUUUCUUAAUCGUGACCCUUAUACAUUUUUCUUCUUUACUCUCACCUCACCCUCUUUUAAUUCUUUCUCUUUUUAUUAACCUGCCCAGCUUCUUUCUCGUCCUUCUUUUACUAUUCAGUCCUUCUACUAAGUCUUGA
Molecule: messenger RNA, 594 nt
Organism: Acanthosepion pharaonis
Lineage: Eukaryota; Metazoa; Mollusca; Cephalopoda; Sepiida; Sepiidae
Source: the annotation of a GenBank genome assembly